This is a messenger RNA of Bufo bufo (common toad), 3645 nucleotides long. It is a transcript of the gene GGA1, whose product is annotated as golgi associated, gamma adaptin ear containing, ARF binding protein 1. Gene Ontology annotation, cellular component: trans-Golgi network. The record is from RefSeq and is a predicted model, not a curated record. NCBI's taxonomy places the organism in Eukaryota, Metazoa, Chordata, Amphibia, Anura, Bufonidae. Gene Ontology annotation, biological process: vesicle-mediated transport; intracellular protein transport. Gene Ontology annotation, molecular function: phosphatidylinositol binding; small GTPase binding; ubiquitin binding.
CGAAACGAAAAGGCGAAGUAUGGGCGGAGGUGACGUGGCUUCACUCUCACUCCUGGCGGAAGUGCCCGGUGUUAGGCGGAAGUACCGAGCUCCCUCGUAGUACCCGAGGAUGGAAGAGGAGAGUCUGGAAGCCCGGAUCAACCGGCAACAAAUCCACUCAACAAGGAGCAAGACUGUGAGAUGUUCAAGCCUUUUGUGAUCAGCUUAAUCGGACUUGGAAGGGCCUCAGCUUGCAACUCGACUCUGGCUCACAAAAUACAGUCCCCUCAAGAAUGGGAGGCGAUGCAAGCACUAACGGUACUAGAAGCAUGUAUGAAGAGCUGUGGCAAAAGAUUUCACAAUGAAGUCGGCAAGUUCCGCUUCCUUAAUGAGCUCAUAAAAGUAGUUUCUCCAAAGUACCUCGGCAGCCGCUCUCCAGAGAAAGUCAAGUUAAAGAUUUUGGAGCUUUUGUACAGCUGGACACUUGGACUUCCCAGUGAAGUGAAAAUAGCAGAGGCCUACCAGAUGCUGAAAAAACAAGGAAUUGUAAAGGAAGACCCAAAAUUGCCAGCAGAAGCCAUGAUACCACCUCUACCACCUCGACCAAAAAAUGCUAUAUUUGAUGAUGACGAGAAAUCAAAGAUGUUAGCCCGUUUGCUGAAGAGCACUCAUCCGGAAGACUUACGAGCUGCAAAUAAACUUAUUAAAGAGAUGGUGCAGGAGGACCAGAAACGCAUGGAGAAAAUUUCCAAAAGAGUAAAUGCCAUAGAAGAGGUGAAUAACAAUGUGAAACUACUGAGUGAUAUGUUGAGUACCUUCAGAGCAGGCCAGUCUUCUGAAGGCAGCGAGGACCUAAUGAAGGAGUUGUAUCAGCGAUGUGAGAAGAUGAGGCCAACACUCUUCCGCUUGGCCAGUGAUACAGAAGACAACGAUGAGGCUUUAGCGGAAAUCCUGCAGGCUAAUGAUAGUUUAACACAAGUCAUCAAUACUUACCGGCAGCUGGUGAAAGGAGAAGAAAUCAAUGGCGAAUCUGCUUCUGGUAGCAUGCCAGCUAGCAGUUCUGCCCUGCUGGAUCUGUCAGGAUUAGAUAUGACUCCAUCAUACCCUCCUGUUCCAUCUCAGCCCUGUAAGCUGAGCCAGCUGUCCUCGUCCACAUCUCUUCUUGAUGAUGAGCUCAUGUCCUUAGGAUUAAAUGACCCUGUCCCCCCUGCACAGACUCUGGAGACUUCCUCGUGGAAUAGCUUUCAGUCUUCAGCAUCAGACCAUGAAGAUGCUUCACCCGAGAAGGUGUCAUCCACGAUGCAUAAUGCACCACAUUCUACCAAGGCUCUAGAGGACCUAGACCUGCUUGGAAAGACCUUGCUGCAGCAAUCCCUGCCACCCAGCGCACUGCAUAUGCCAUGGGAGAAGACCCAGCACAAGCUGACUCUCCGAGAUCUGCAGAGUAAAGCUCCUUCAUCUGCACCGAUGCUUCCACAGCCCCAUGGACUAGGAGAUCCGACAUUCAUUGCUCCAGGGCAGCCAUCCCCCAGGAAAAUGGAUAUCUCCCUUACAGCUGUAACUGUGCCUCUGGAGUCUAUCAAACCGAGUAAUAUCCUCCCCAUCACUGUGUACGACCAGCACAGUUUCCGCGUGCUCUUCCACUUUGCUCAGGGCGCACCUGCAGGGAGAGCAGAUAUCCUGGUGGUGGUGAUCUCCAUGCUGAGUACAGCUCCACUCCCUGUCACUGGAAUUAGUUUUCAGGCUGCUGUUCCUAAGACCAUGAGAGUAAAAUUGCAGCCAGCGUCUGGCACAGAACUUCCAGCAUUCAACCCAAUCCUGCCUCCAUCUGCUGUCACUCAGGUGCUGCUGCUGGCCAACCCCACACAGGAAAAGGUUCGAUUACGCUACAAAUUAAUCUAUACCCAAGGAGAGCAAAUCUUUGAUGAAAUGGGAGAUGUGGAAGACUUUCCUCCUGUGGAGAAGUGGGGGCAUCUGUAGGUGAAGUCUGCAACGGAAUGAAGAGGAAAAUGUUGUAGUGGCACUUGCUGAUGGCUGGAGACCCAACAUGGACUGCACUACCCAUCAAGCUUUCUGACUCGUUUGGUUGCUCUUUAGUGUCCCUUCCUGCUGUUACACCAAACCCAGAGGCAUUGUGAGAUGUCAAUCUUUAGGUCUUCUUCUUUCAUUUUCCUUUUCCUCUGUUAAGUCCUUCUGGCAUCCUUGUUAUGGGGUAGGUCUCAACUGUUCCUGCAGCAUAUAGUAAAUGAGCUCUGCUGCCACCAAGUUCUCACCCCAUCUAUAUGUUAUCUUGUCUUUGUCUAAUAUACACUGAUUUCUAUGGUUUUGUAGAUUCCUCAGAUGAACUGAAUGUUCAGCUCCAUGUUUUAUUCUCAGGCGCCCUCAUUGGCAUUGUGUUUACUCACUACUUAGGGCCCAGGUAGUAUUCGAAAAAGCCUUGACAUAAACUUCAUGUGUGAUUUUGAGAAGCUGUCGCUUCCUGACCCUGAGGCCUUUCAGGAAACUUUCCAUUUUCUUGCUGCAUGUACUGGCACUUUUCAGCACCAGGCUAGCGAUUGUCUGCGCUGGGCCCCUGUGUGUAGCACACAACUUUGACAAUUAACCACAUUACAUGACGUCUGGAAGAAAACGAGAAGGAGAACAUCAGCCAGUACUUUCAGACGGGAAACCUGACUAAUCCCAUACUGAGGAUCAACCUGACAUGCUAGAUGCUUGGACCCUAUUCCCUGAAUGACUUGCUGCUAUCUAGUGUGAAUGUUGUGUGUGGCAGUGGAUGUGAGUCAGCCAUAGCACUGAGGGGACCACUUAUUGUUACUAUUUAGAUGCCUUUACUUUUGACUUCACCUACACAUUUCCUCAGUGUAGUAACUGUCUGCAGCAUCCUGUGUUCAGCCUCCGGUUGCCUGCUCGGUGUGGUCUUAUGAAAUGAUGCUACAUUGUGCUGACCACUUCCCCUCUUGUCCUGAGUCACAAGCUGCACAGUUCCCCUCUAUGAGCUGAAGCCACUUGCAUGUGAGCGAAUACUGACAUGCUGCAGGCUCCAUAUUCACUAUAUGUUCACUGCAGCCAGGCCUCCUGAUGCCAUGGAGUAGGAGUUUGGUCUGUGCUCACGGUCCUGCAGUAUUUUGUACCCAAAGCAGGUUCAGAUGCUCACCACGAAAAGUAGCCAGGGCUCCUGAGACAGAAUGAGUAAUGUCUGUGUUCCAGGGCUACUACAGUAUGGUGUACCCAAUAUGACCACACCAAUCCAGACCUCUCAUGUACCACUUGCAAAGGCUGUAAUGAUCUCAGCAUGUGAUGAGUGACUGUGACAGUAACUUGUGCCUCGAUGCUGCUGUUAUGCGGGUGGCAGGGGUUAGGGUAGCUGUAGAAUAGGGAAGUUAUCGGGAUCUCAGGCCGCAGCUCCACUCUCUGACGUAUUUUAACAAUAAACAUUCUUAUCACUUGUCUCUGAAAGCAGAAGUCUCCCAGAAAACUCAUGCAGUGGCCUGUCCUGCAGUAUACCGAGGCUGUGCUUCUAAAUAAUCCCCCCGGCAACUCCUUUAUUCCACAAUCACUUCUUACCAUCAACUGAAUCUUUGGGUACCGUUCAUGUGUUUGGAGUUAGCAUGACAGCAAGUGUAAGGUCGUUAGUACCGAAUGUAAUAAAGGAAGCCGCUCGAUGUG